Dunckerocampus dactyliophorus (ringed pipefish) is the source of this 6001-nucleotide messenger RNA. RefSeq names its product potassium voltage-gated channel subfamily A regulatory beta subunit 2a (gene kcnab2a). The transcript has 16 exons. Gene Ontology annotation, biological process: regulation of action potential; transmembrane transport; regulation of potassium ion transmembrane transport. Gene Ontology annotation, cellular component: extrinsic component of cytoplasmic side of plasma membrane; membrane; juxtaparanode region of axon. Gene Ontology annotation, molecular function: transmembrane transporter binding; voltage-gated potassium channel activity; potassium channel regulator activity. NCBI's taxonomy places the organism in Eukaryota, Metazoa, Chordata, Actinopteri, Syngnathiformes, Syngnathidae. The coding region runs from base 2465 to 3568 and encodes 367 amino acids. The record is from RefSeq and is a predicted model, not a curated record.
UCAAUGCUGACGCAGCUUGUUUCCAUCAGAGGAAGUAUUGUGUCUGCAAGGGCAAGCAUCGAGGACAAAUGUGUGUACACAGGAAUUUAGAAGGCUUUUCGUAUAAAAAGUAAUAUGCUGUACUUGCAGGUGCACGAUACUGGAAAAUCUUCAACUCUUUGUAGGAUUUCAUAACAAAUUCUUGUGUCCUGUAGUGAGGAAAUAGAUUAAAAACCAAAUUAAACAAUGCAAUGUAAUUUAUGCCUAACAUUAACAAUGAAAUGCUGAUGCUGCAAUUGUUCGACACCUGAUGCGACCCGGGAUCUGGACUGAUCCAAAAGCGCUGUUGAAGGGCCACCUCCCUGCUCAGCCACCUGUUCAGUCACCUGGUAAACAGAAAAGUCUGCUCUGAAAUAAUCAAUUAAUAACCCCCCUACUCGAAUCAGGACUGCUUGUGCUUGCUACAGAACAAAUACCAAAAUUGCUGUUUCGAAAUGCGGAUUAUCUUUGAAUACUUGCAGGCGGGCCUUUAGCAUUGCUGUACAGUUAAAGGUCCCAUAUUAUACAAUUUUUCACCAAGUGUAUUAGACGAGUGUACUAAAUAAAAAAUGUAAAUCCAAUUAAUCCGAUCCAGAGAACCAAAAAUGUCAACACAAAACUCAUUUUUCUAGUUUUACGAUAGGUUGACAUGCAGAAAACAAUUUGAAAUGCAUAUACAGUACAUAUUGUACAAUUAAAUGAGGAAUGAAAGGGAUAAAUGAACAUUUGAGGUUACAUUACCUCCAUUAAAGACUUGAUUCCUGACGUGACUGUUCCCAAACACACGAUGUGGCAGCGAGAUCAACACGGAUACAAUCUUACUGUUUUGCCAUUGAGUUAUUUCUUGAAUUCAAUAGUGUAGUGUUACUGUAAUCCAAAAUGCCACAAGUGCCAGAAUUUUGACUAAGAAGGUGAGAAGCACUAUUGCCAAAACAUUGACAUGACAUAACAGGAAGAUGGUGUCCAUGUCUCACUGCCACAUUGUGUCUUCAAUGAAGGUUAACCUUAAAUGUUCCUUCAGCCCUCAUUUAUAUGCAUUUAAAAUUGUUUUAUGCAUGUAAAAUUAUUGCUGACAAACUAUAAAAACAUGUUUCUUGUUAACCUCAACCAAUGACAUCAUAGGUGGGUGACGUAACUUCCAGUUCCGGUUGCCAAGUUUGUUAGCUAAUAGUAUGCUAACAAGGAAGCAUUCUUUCUGAUUUAAAAAAAUAUAUAUUAAGAAUACAAAUUGACUCACACAUUGUAUUAGUAACAUUCCAAGAUGCGCGCCAUAUUGUACACUAACCUGAUAAUGCACGCAAACCAAGGCAAAACUGUGGCUUAAAUUUUCCACGUUAACAAAAAAACACACUAACCAGGGCAGACCAUAACCGAGGUUCCACAGCAUCACAUACAGCAACAUAACAUUCAGGAGUGGGACAGCAGGACACAAACGUUAGCAACACUAGCAUAGCUUUGUGAGCUACAGUGCUAACAUUACACUCGCAUUUUAACAGCAUCGUGCCUGUUCGCAAAACAAAAUUAUCAAACAUACAGCUCCCAUGUUUGUAGCUUACUGAUGGAUAGUGAACUGAAUUGAACCAUACCAUCCGUUCAUUUUCUAUGCCGCUUAUCCUCAUUAGGGUCGCGGGAGUAUGCUGGAGCCUAUCCCAGCUGCCUUCGGGCGAGAGGCAGGGUACACCCUGGACUGGUCCUGAACCAUACAACUUGGUGGAAACAAGUCUUUAGUUCUUAGAUUACAGUCACGCAAUCCAAAGAUAGCUAAAGCUAAUAAAAAAAGGCCGUUUUAAUCACAGAAUACAUGUAUUUUAUUUUUCCACUCCAGUCAAAUUAGAGCCACUUUCAAUGAAAGUGAAAUGAGCACCGCAAGCUUUUUCUCUUUGCACUCUUCUUCUUCUUCCUCAUUUACAAGUCACUCAGUUUGACUGAAAGCAUACUCCCUCCAAUGCUGACUGUGCAGAGGGAGGUGUGUGUCGAUGUAUGUGUGUGUGAAGAGGGAGGGGUAUUUCCUCUAAUGCAUCCUGCUCAGCUCACACAUUUUAUUCAGGCUUCUCCUUCCACGUCUUUCUUUCUCACUCGUUGUUCUGUGUCACUUCUUUCCCUCUUCCUCAUGCCCGGCACUCACAUGCUCGUCACACUCAGGCACACAAUCCCAGUCACACAGAAUCUGCCUCCGCCGCAUCUGCUAGACUUGUAUCAUUUAUUGUGUCAUUCCACCUCCACAUCUUUUCUGCCUCCCCUCCGCUCAGUGUUUUUGGAAUUCUCGGCCGGUUAUACAGUAGCUACUGUAUUUUUUUAAAUUCAUUCCCCUGGUUCCGCUCUCUGUGUCAGGAAUCUGCUGCAGACUGAGAGGCCCAGACCGGCGGUAGUCUGACUGUCCCCUGUGGUUGCGGUGAAAAAACACCACCCCUGGCAGGCUGGCCGCACUCCCCUUCCUUCCGCCUCCAUGUAUCCUGAAUCGACUACAGACUCCCCCGCCCGCCUCUCCCUUCGACAGACUGGGUCCCCUGGAAUGAUCUACAGCGCUCGUUAUGGAAGCCCAAAACGACAGCUGCAGUUCUACAGAAACCUUGGGAAAUCGGGUCUGCGCGUGUCCUGCCUUGGAUUAGGAACAUGGGUGACAUUUGGUGGACAGAUAACAGAUGAGAUGGCGGAGCAGCUGAUGACUCUGGCGUAUGAAAAUGGCAUCAAUCUGUUUGACACAGCGGAGGUCUACGCUGCCGGGAAGGCCGAGGUGGUAUUGGGGAACAUCAUAAAGAAGAAAGGGUGGAGACGCUCCAGUCUGGUCAUAACAACAAAGAUCUUCUGGGGUGGAAAAGCUGAGACUGAAAGAGGUUUAUCUCGAAAACAUAUUAUAGAAGGUUUAAAAGCUUCUCUGGAGAGACUGCAGUUAGACUACGUUGACGUAGUGUUUGCGAACAGACCGGACCCCAACACGCCUAUGGAAGAAACGGUUCGAGCAAUGACCCAUGUGAUAAAUCAAGGCAUGGCCAUGUACUGGGGUACAUCCCGCUGGAGCCCCAUGGAGAUAAUGGAAGCAUAUUCUGUGGCACGACAAUUCAAUCAGAUUCCUCCAAUCUGUGAGCAGGCCGAGUAUCACAUGUUUCAGAGAGAGAAGGUGGAGGUGCAGCUACCGGAACUUUUCCAUAAAAUAGGUGUGGGGGCCAUGACGUGGUCACCGCUGGCCUGCGGGAUCAUCUCAGGGAAAUACGACGGCAGGGUUCCCCCGUACUCUCGGGCUUCUCUGAAGGGUUACCAGUGGUUGAAGGACAAGAUCUUGAGCGAGGAGGGUCGGCGUCAGCAGGCGAAGUUGAAAGAGCUGCAGGCGAUCGCGGAGCGGCUGGGCUGCACUCUGCCCCAACUCGCCAUCGCGUGGUGCCUACGUAACGAGGGGGUGAGCUCCGUCCUUUUAGGGGCGUCCAACACUGACCAGCUGAUGGAGAACAUAGGAGCCAUUCAGGUCCUUCCCAAGCUGUCGUCAUCCAUCACACACGAGGUGGACAGCAUCCUGGGCAACAAGCCGUACAGUAAAAAGGAUUACCGCUCUUAACGCCCGCAAGCCCGCAGUGGCAGCGCGUCCCGCCUUAUUGCCUGAUCCUAAAUUUGCUUGAGCUUCUACCGAGCGAGACCCCGGCGCAUGAGUGUGGUCGCACCAAAAGGCCACCGGGGGGCUUCUCGCUCACACUUCAAGGGAUAAGAGGGGAAAAAUAGUCCAUCUGGGAAGGCAGCGAUUCACUUAGAAAAGUGUGCAAAGAGGUUUGCGCUCCUACUUCAAAUCAUAGAAUACUACUUUUUUUUUUUUUUUUUUUUUAGAUUGAAGAAGAAAAAAAUGAAAAGCACACGCUUGCUCGGCAGUCAGAUGUAGUUUCCCCGCCACUCCGAGCAAGUGGAUCCCGUACGUCAUUCGUGACGACCAACACAUGUCAUAGCCAUGCGGGUGUUCCCUGGACAUUGUGUUGUGUUUGUGUCGUUUGUGUCUGAGACCCCCCCCCCCAGCGGUGGGCUUCAACAAUCAGCACUUUAGUAAUUGUCGGUGUCACCGUGUGUCGGGGCUACUUUUAGCCACUGGAAUAAUAACCUUCUAAUCUCACAGACGUUGCACUAUCGUAGAAGAACAAGUCCUCCUGAUCAUCCCCCCUCAUCACCGCGUCGUCCAUCGCUUAUGUUCUUUUUUCUUUUUUCAGUUUGAUGCUCGAUACUCCUGCUGCCAAAGCCUGCUGCUGUUUUUUUUCUCCCCCCCACCCGCACACGUGUGUCUUUGCUAUUUCAGCUAGCUAAAGGAAGCGGCCAUCUUUGAUCUUGUCACCACAGGAGCGCGCCCGUCACUUUCAUGUUCUGCUUGACUAAAGGAAGCGGCCAUCUUUCCUCUUGUAGUGAAAUGAUCGGAUUUGGGGGACUUCUUCUUUUUUUUUCUUUUUUUUUUUUUUUUUUUGCUUUAGUUUGUCCCACGAAGGGGACACAUGAGAUUGUUGUGCGCAGAACACAGGUCAGAGGCUUAUUUGGAUCAGGUUGAAAUUGAGAACGUUGGUAGCGGUACUUAAAGCAGCCACGUGUGCCAAAAACAGUCUCUUUCUUCACCUUGGAUGAAAUCAUAACGUUUAUUCUUCUUUGUUCAAAAGAAACAUUUCAUUUGAAAAAUGAGUUGAAAUGUUACUUGGACGUGGAGGAUGUCUGGUAGGAUACAUUGUGAUCAUCGUUAGAUUUUUUUGGUUUUUUUUAGUUGUGAUUGAGUCCUGGCAUAAACAAGCUGGCUGCUAUGGCAACCAUCUUUGCGAGGGAGGCGUUUCUUGUACCCGCUUUGUGGCAGCAGCUCAGGGAAGCGAGCGAGAGCUCUUCAUUGUACUUUUCCAAUACCUCCUACUCGUGUGUGUGUGUGUGUGUGUGUGUGUGUAAUUGUUGUUUUUCCUCAUGUUGUGUGGUGCAUCCCACCCUAAUCAUGGCAACAUCAUGUUGUCUUUUGUGGAGGACAUUUAGGCUGGUCCACAUAGGAAUUCAUUCAUUUCACCAAAUGAGACACGUGUGUGACAUUUUUGGGAUGUCUGGAGCCAAAGAUUAAAAAAAAAAAAAAAAAAAAGGCCUGUGACCCACCUCCCGCACCCCCCGCGCAACAUUCUAGAUAGCAUUUGGAGGCAUGUGCAGUCUGACUUGAUCCAUAUUUGGCUUUACCGGACCAUGCUAGUCAACGUAUAAUGUGCUUAAUGCAUAGACUGAUGCGUUAUAGGAAGAGUAAGAUGCAUUUGGGAGGCGUGUCUCUGUUUUUAAUAUUUGCUUUAAGGCCUCCUUGUUUGGCAUGAAAGCACAAGUGAGUGUCAGCAUGGAGCAGAUGUCAUCGCAAUGCCUAACAAGUCAGACAACUACUGAUUUUAUGCAGAAAACAAAGAGGACACUUUCGAGUGGUCAUGUUACGUGUGUGCGUGUGGGCGGAGUAGUUUUCUUUGACUCCUUAAUGGAAGAAAUAGCAUUUCUAGAAAAAGUGUUAAAACGGGGAGGAUUUUGUGUCCUAAAGGAGGAACCAUCAGUGUUACCGUCACAAAUCCUCAAUGCACAACAGUAUAUCACUCUGUAUCACCCUUUAAGAGGUCCUAGUUUCAUCCUCAGUGUCGCUGCUGGAUCGUGCUGUAGGAGCGGAACCAGAGUGGCAGAUUACAAAGUUCUAAAGAGAAUAUAUUUUUAUCUUUUAGCCUUUUCUUCAUCAAAUAAAUACGGUUUGACGACAAGUCCACUUAGUCAUGUCUAUGCUGUGUUGGAGACAUGCCCAAGACAAGAGAGAAGAGUCAAAGAUCUCAUGUAAAUAGUAAGACCUUUGUAUAUAUUAUACAUAUUCCAGUUGUCAUCGCCUCUAUGCCUUUUACUUUUUAUUCUAUUUUCUUUUUAAACUUUCUUUUGCAGGCGUUGCUAACUGCACUGUGCUUGAAUCUCAACUCUAGACAGGAUGUACAGCUUCAUCUCCAUUAAAGAAAAUGACCAAUGGCAAAACCAAAAA